Messenger RNA from Elephantulus edwardii (Cape elephant shrew), 1463 nucleotides. RefSeq names its product creatine kinase, mitochondrial 2 (sarcomeric) (gene CKMT2). Gene Ontology annotation, cellular component: mitochondrion. Bases 71 to 1330 code for a protein of 419 amino acids. NCBI's taxonomy places the organism in Eukaryota, Metazoa, Chordata, Mammalia, Macroscelidea, Macroscelididae. The transcript has 11 exons. The record is from RefSeq and is a predicted model, not a curated record. Gene Ontology annotation, biological process: phosphocreatine biosynthetic process. Gene Ontology annotation, molecular function: creatine kinase activity.
UCUCGCCUGUCUGCUUGCAGCAGGACGUGGAGACUCCCGCUUCAAGGUCAACACUCUUCCAAGAGGAAGAAUGGCCAGCAUCUUCUCGAAGUUGCUAACUGGCCGCAAUGCUCCUCUGCUACUCGCUACCUUGGGCACGAGCGCUCUGACCACUGGGUACCUGCUGAACCGGCACAACUUGUGCGCGGAGGCGCGAGAGCAGCACCGGCUCUUCCCUCCAAGUGCAGACUACCCUGACCUGCGCAAACACAACAACUGCAUGGCUGAGUGCCUCACCCCAACCAUCUAUGCCAAGCUCCGCAACAAGGUGACCCCCAAUGGCUACACUCUGGACCAGUGCAUCCAGACUGGAGUGGACAACCCCGGCCAUCCCUUCAUUAAGACAGUGGGCAUGGUGGCUGGUGAUGAAGAGUCCUAUGAGGUGUUUGCUGAACUUUUUGACCCCGUUAUCAAGCUGAGACACAACGGCUAUGACCCUAGGGUGAUGAAGCACCCCACAGACCUGGAUGCUUCCAAGGUCACCCACGGGAUGUUUGACGAGCGCUACGUGCUGUCCUCUCGGGUGCGCACGGGCCGCAGCAUCCGCGGGCUGAGCCUGCCGCCCGCCUGCACCCGUGCCGAGCGCAGAGAGGUGGAGAAUGUGGCCAUCACCGCCCUGGAGGGCCUCAAGGGGGACCUGGCCGGCCGCUACUACAAACUGUCUGAGAUGACCGAGCAGGACCAGCAACGGCUCAUCGACGAUCACUUUCUGUUUGACAAACCAGUGUCCCCUUUACUAACGUGUGCCGGGAUGGCCCGUGACUGGCCAGAUGCCAGGGGAAUCUGGCAUAAUUAUGACAAGACAUUUCUCAUCUGGAUAAAUGAGGAAGAUCACACCAGGGUAAUCUCUAUGGAAAAAGGAGGCAACAUGAAAAGAGUAUUUGAGCGAUUCUGUCGUGGACUAAAAGAAGUAGAGCGGUUAAUCCAGGCGCGAGGCUGGGAGUUCAUGUGGAACGAGCGCCUGGGUUACAUCCUGACGUGUCCUUCCAACCUUGGCACAGGAUUACGAGCUGGUGUCCACGUUAGAAUCCCAAAGCUCAGUAAGGACCCCCGUUUUUCUAAGAUCCUGGAGAACCUCCGACUGCAGAAGCGUGGCACUGGCGGCGUGGACACUGCGGCAGUGGCAGAUGUGUAUGACAUUUCCAAUAUCGACCGAAUUGGACGCUCAGAGGUCGAGCUUGUUCAGAUAGUCAUCGAUGGAGUCAAUUACCUGGUGGAUUGUGAGAAGAAGUUGGAGAGAGGCCAAGAUAUUAAGAUACCACCACCUCUGCCUCAAUUUAGCAGGAAGUGAACUUUCCCUUCCCUGAUCUGUCGGCUGGUAUGACAGACAUAAAGAAACCUCUAGACUGAGAGUUUUUAUAGACUGGAAAAAUUAAAAAGAUUGUAAAUCCUGUCUGAUGUUAUAAUAAAACUCUCCUUAUUAU